AUGCGAGACCGUACCACAAAACGUCCAAACGCUUCCGCAUCGUUGGCGGAAGGACACCCAGCCACAGCAGCCUCCAGACCCACGCCAGCAUUCAGACCUGCCGCGGCAGUAGCCACGAGGUCCCACAUGGCAAACCGUGCAGUGGUAACUCUGGUGGCCCCGUGGGGAUGGCGAACACAGCCAAAGUUCUUAUCUGACGAACAACUCACGUGGCUGAAGGUUUCAUCUGUGAAGAUGAUACCGGUGACGACACGCAGUAUUGCUCAGGGAUCUCCGGGGACUCUCGGCGGGGGUGUUGCGCCAAGCUUCCCUAAAGCGACUUCUGUUCAGCUUCACACUCCUGGAAAAGAACCCUUUGACCGUGCUGAAUGCUCAGUAUCGACCGACCCGCUACCCAUUUCCACAUCCUUCAACAUCAGUGCAGUACGAUCAGCACGAUCCUUUUAUACCGUGGACCAGCCGAGUAACCUGUCAAGACUUGGCCAAAGGCCCAAUCUCACCUCAAUGUGCUUGUGA
This is a messenger RNA of Auxenochlorella protothecoides, 516 nucleotides long. RefSeq lists its product as hypothetical. The record is from RefSeq and is a predicted model, not a curated record. The transcript has a single exon. The coding region runs from base 1 to 516 and encodes 171 amino acids. NCBI's taxonomy places the organism in Eukaryota, Viridiplantae, Chlorophyta, Trebouxiophyceae, Chlorellales, Chlorellaceae.